AGAAACACAGUGGUAGUGGUGGUGGUGGGGAAUUUAACUCCAACUUCUGUACAAACGUCCCGGGCUGCCCAUCUGACACCAGUGGGUGGGGUGCAAUCUGACACUUCCCUUCCUUUCCAGAAACGUGAGUGGAGCUGGAGCGCCCCUCCAUCUGGGGGAGGAGAUGGUUUGCAUUUUCAUCCUCCGGACUUUCUCCCCGGGAGAGGCCGGGUCUCUGAGGUUAGCUGCCCGCUCUGCGCUGCUCCCAGGUUUGGCGCCUGGAAAACCUCACGUCCUGCUUUCUCCUGCUGCAGGCCCCGCCCCUGCUCCAGACCCUCAGUUGCCCUGGCCCUCCCCAUCCCGGCCACUCCCUACCCGUUGCCUCUAGCGCGAGCGUGCGGGGACAUCUCCGCUUCUGUUCUAGGCCCAAAGCUGGCUGCGAAUAUCGAGUGUCGCUCUACAGCGGAACGGGGGCACCCGCUCCUGAGGGGGUCCCCUGAGCUCCCUCCGUUCCGAAGAGCGCUGAGCGCUGCCGGCAAUUCUCUCUCGUCAUAGUCACUUAGCCCUUGCGAGGCCCUGGGCGAAGCUCGCACGGUGUCCUACUUUGCCGCAAGACCGAGUUCCCGCAGGAGCUUUGAACUUGGACACACUCCUGGACUUCGCCAGUCGAAAGCGUGGGCGCAGCAGCCCAGCGGAGCCCAAAAGCACAGGCUCAGGCGACAGGGCAUCGCGAGGGUGCACCGAGGGCUCAGCUGAGGCGCUCGGCUCCAGGGCCGAAGUUCUCAUCGAGCGAGCGGAGAGCGCGGCGGACACUCCCUGGGCGCACGCCCGGGCAGCCUCCUCCCCAGCCCCCUGGACGGUCCUCAGGCUGUGAGGAGGAGCUUGCUGGAGACUUCCAAGUUGUCCAGAGGCAGCGAGCCCUAGCGCGGUGUCUCCCGCCUAGGCUAGGAAGGGGGAGUGGCGCUGGCGAGUUGGAGUUAGGAGCCGAGAGAGCGCCUGACCUCCCACCCAACUCUUUCCUACGCUGUUUGCCACUUGGGCUCCAGGCAAGGUUCUAGCGGUCGGAGCCCUUUUUCCUAGAAGGCGGGUGAUGGAUCUCCCGCUGCUGCCCCCUCAGGGGCACUUAGAGCGCGCUAGCGGUGCGUGAGCGGGGCACUGACCUCAGCGUGGCCCUCCUGGCAGCUUUUCCCAAACCGCCUUCUUUUCCCAGCCCAAGGCCUCCGGGAUUCCAGGAGGGAGAGAGAAGAAGGAGAAGGUGGCCCUCAGGCACAGCUUCUUCGAGAUGUCCGCACAGAGCCUGCUCCACAGCGUCUUCUCUUGCUCCUCGCCCGCAUCUGGCGGCGCGGCCUCAGCCAAGGGCUUCUCGAAGAGGAAGCUGCGCCAGACCCGCAGCUUGGACCCAGCCCUGAUCGGCGGCUGCGGGAGCGAGACGGGAACAGAGGGUUGCGCUCGGGGGUCCACAGCAGGCCGCCUCUACUCCCCGCAGCCCCUAGCCGAGAAUCUUGGCCCCCGCUCGGUGUCUUCUCCCCGGAGCCUGACUUCUCGGGCCAACUGGCUCCCCACACACAGACCUUUCUGCUCGUCCUUCUCCACACCCAGCACCCCGCAGGAGAAGUCGCCUUCUGGCAGCUUCCACUUUGACUACGAAGUCCCCUUGGGUCGAAGUGGUCUCAAGAAGAGCAUGGGCUGGGACUUGCCUUCGGUCCUGGCUGGGCCUGGCAGUGGCCGCGGCGGGGCAAGCAUCCUCUGUUCCUCGGGAGGAGGCCCCAAUGGCAUCUUUGCUUCUCCCAGGAGGUGGCUCCAGCAGAGGAAGUUUCAGCCCCCACCCAACAAUCGCGGUCACCCCUACAUCGUGUGGAAGUCUGAGGGUGAUUUCACCUGGAACAGCAUGUCGGGCCGCAGCGUGCGGCUGAGGUCAGUCCCCAUCCAGAGUCUCUCGGAGCUGGAGCGGGCUCGGCUGCAGGAAGUGGCUUUUUGUCAGUUGCAGCAGGACUGUGACCUGAGCUGCCAGAUCAGCAUUCCCAAAGAUGGACAAAAGAGAAAGAAAUCUUUGAGAAAGAAACUGGAUUCCCUAGGAAAAGAGAAAAACAGAGACAGAGAAUUCAUCCCACAGGCAUUUGGAAUGCCCUUGUCCCAAGUCAUUGCCAAUGACAGGGCCUAUAAACUCAAGCAGGACUUGCAGAGGGAGGAGCAGGAGGAUUCAUCUGAUUUUGUGGCUUCCCUCAUGCCAUUUGGAAAUAAAAGACAAAACAAAGAACUCUCAAGCAGUAACUCAUCUCUCAGCUCCACCUCGGAAACACCAAGCGAGCUGACGUCUCCCAACACUCUGGAACCAGCUCCCCGGGCCAGGAGAAGGGGAGCCAUGUCAGUGGAUUCCAUCACUGAUCUGGAUGACAACCAUUCUCGACUGCUGGAAGCUUUACAGCUCUCCUUGCCUGCUGAGUCGCCAAACAAAAAAGAAAAGGCCAGAGAUAAAAAACUCAGUCUGAAUCCUAUUUACAGACAGGUCCCCAGGCUGGUGGACAGCUGCUGUCAGUAUCUGGAAAAACAUGGCCUCCAGACAGUGGGGAUAUUCCGAGUGGGAAGCUCAAAAAAGAGAGUGAGACAACUCCGUGAGGAAUUUGACCGUGGGACUGAUGUCUCUCUGGAAGAGGAGCACAGUGUUCAUGAUGUGGCAGCCUUGUUGAAGGAGUUCCUGAGGGACAUGCCCGACCCCCUUCUCACCAGGGAGCUGUACACAGCUUUCAUCAACACUCUCCUGUUGGAGCCGGAGGAACAGCUGGGCACCUUGAAGCUUCUCAUUUACCUUCUACCUUCCUGCAACUGCGACACUCUUCACCGUCUCCUACAGUUCCUCUCCAUCGUGGCCAGUCAUGCCGAUGACAGCGUAGGUGAAGAUGGGCAAGAGGUCACUGGGAACAAAAUGACAUCUCUAAACUUGGCCACCAUAUUUGGACCCAACCUGCUGCACAAGCAGAAGUCAUCAGACAAAGAAUUCUCAGUCCAGAGUUCGGCCCGGGCUGAAGAGAGCACAGCCAUCAUUGCUGUAGUGCAGAAGAUGAUUGAAAAUUAUGAAACCCUGUUCAUGGUUUCCCCAGAUCUCCAGAACGAAGUGCUGAUCAGCCUGUUAGAGACAGACCCUGAUGUCGUGGACUACUUGCUCAGAAGGAAGGCUUCCCAAUCAUCAAGCCCUGACAUGCUACAGUCGGACGUUUCCUUUUCCAUGGGAGGGAGGCAUUCAUCUACAGACUCCAACAAGGCCUCCAGUGGAGACAUCUCCCCUUAUGACAACAACUCCCCUGUGCUACCUGAACGUUCCCUGCUGGCUAUGCAAGAGGACAGGGCUCCGGGGGGCUCAGAGAUGCUUUACAAGGUGCCAGAGAAGUAUAUGUUGGUGGGCCACUUGCCGUCGUCAAAGUCAACGUCAAGAGAAAGUUCUCCUGGACCAAGGCUUGGAAAAGAUAUGUCCGAGGAACCUUUCAAUAUCUGGGGAACUUGGCAUUCAACAUUAAAAAGUGGAUCCAAAGACCCCGGAAUGACAGGUUCCUAUGGCGACAUCUUUGAAAGCAGCUCCCUCCGACCGGGGCCCUGUUCCCUUUCUCAAGGGAACCUGUCUCUCAAUUGGCCCCGGUGGCAGAGGAGCCCGGCAGAGCUGGAUGACGGCGGCCCUCAAGUCUUUCGCAGGACUCAGACGGCAGCUACCGUGGCACAUUGCAGCGUGCACCUUCCGGUGUCGCGGGUCUGCAGCACCCCCCACAUCCAGGGCAGUGGCUGCGGCGCGGGGGGGCGGCCGGCGGCCAGGUCCGAGCCGUACUUGACCCUCAGCAGCGCUGAGGACCCCGAGGGCGAGAGAGACGGGACGUGGCUGCCCAGCCGGGCCCAGCCCGCGUCCCAGAGACUUCGGGAGGGCGGCAGGGAUGAUCGCAGGCCCCCGCCUCCUUACCCGGGCUCCGGGAAGCCCUCGGAGCCGCCCUUGUGGCGGCUUCAGAGGCCUCGGGAAGGCUCAGGAACUGAGGGAGGCCCGCCGGCCGAGCGGGAGCCCCAGGCCGCGCCGAAAAAACUGAGCAGCCGCGCCUACGCCCUGGAGGGCAGCGAACAGAGCGGCCCGAACUUGGGGGAAGCCAGCUGGCUUGACUGGCAGCGAGAGCGGUGGCAGAUCUGGGAGCUCCUGUCCACCGACAACCCCGACACCCUCCCGGAGACGCUGGUGUGAGCCCCCCACUGCAGCCCAGCAGAAGCCAGCCCCCUUGCAGAUGCCCCCUUCGUCCAGCCGGCCACAGGCGCUUUUGGUCAACUGGACUCUUCGGCCCUUUUCUUCCUUCACACGUUAAAAAAGCACCACAAGAGAAACUGAGUCCACUUCCCGAGAUAGAGCACUCAUACCCUCGCCAUUUAUGAUAGGGUCCCAUUGCAUAGCCAGCCUCCCAAACAAGUGACACUAUCCCAUCGAAAACCAUCCACAUUGACUCUGUGUAAGACAAAAGUCUUGCUUUCGUGUAGCUUGAUUGUAUCUUUGUGUCUUCACUUGUGACUAUUAUAUAUUCUGUAACAGAUGCUGUAUGAUAAUCGAAAUGAUAUAUUCACAGAGAGAAAAGAGGAACAAUUUUUUUAAAAAGUCACUUCACUUAUAUUACACCAUGAGAUAUAUUAAGCAACGAAGUCCUAUAGAGUGUUCGAGAAUAUGCACAAGCCAGUUUCUGUGCUUUUGCCAUAGCUUUUUACCUGGGGACAGCUCUUCCUUCGAUGCCUAAGAAAAACACUAAGAAAAUGAAACAAGAGUAAGAGAAGCCAUAUUUUUAUAUAGUAGUGAGAUACAGAAGUUAUAAUCACUGAAUGCUUUUUCAUAUUGAGUAAGUUUUAAGGAAAAUGUUGAAUUUGAUACAUAGUGAGAUAUAUUUUUAGAACAUGUUUAGAAAGGAUUCAGUUAAUCAAAGGAGAGAAAGGCUGGGCCUAACGAAGAAUUACUUCGUCCAUCCCAUUUUAGGUCAAAUUCAAUUUUAUAUAGACAAUAUAUAAUAUAUAUUUAUAGUGUAUAACUUUUACGUAUUUUUCAAACCAAACCACAAACUGGAAUCCAACCAUAAAGUGUUUAAGAAUCUAAACAGACCAUUCAAAUUACAGAACAUGGUUUUUUCUUUGGCUCCGUAAUCAAUAUUAACCAAAUUACAUACAACUCUUUUCCGAAAAGUAAAUCAUAUUUGGGGAGAAAAAAACUGCAGUUUUGUCCUUACAUUGUGCCAAAGGCUGAAGAAACGUUUUCUUCGAAAUUUUGUGUGUGUUGUGAAAGUGUUCCUGCCGUACUUCAGUAGUUUGAAGUUUUUCCGCUGCAAAACCACCUUUGACCAGCAGGUGGCAGUUUGCUUCAGUAUUUCAGGUGUUUUGUUUCACUUCAGAAUGAAAGUGUAUUACAGAAAAACUGUGUUGUUUUUUUUGUGUUUUUAUUUUUAUAAAACGUGCUACUCUUAAUUUUCGUGUUGGUGAUGAAAUUUUCAGUGGAGUUUCUUAAAGUUCUAUCUUGUGCCAUGAUGAAUAAAAAAUUAAGCAAAA
This is a messenger RNA of Heterocephalus glaber (naked mole-rat), 5526 nucleotides long. It is a transcript of the gene Arhgap6, whose product is annotated as Rho GTPase activating protein 6. Lineage: Eukaryota; Metazoa; Chordata; Mammalia; Rodentia; Bathyergidae. Gene Ontology annotation, biological process: signal transduction. Gene Ontology annotation, molecular function: phospholipase activator activity; phospholipase binding. The record is from RefSeq and is a predicted model, not a curated record.